GGCUAAGUUCUUUAAAGGCAAGAAAAUCCAUGGUGAAUUUGACAUCAAAGUUGAACAGGCUGAGUUUUCUGAGGUCAACCUGGUGGCCCACGCUACUGGUAGCUAUAGUGUGGACAUUGAAGCAGUCCGCAACGGUAACAAGGUGACAAAGUGCUUUCGGCCAGACUUUGUGCUGGUCAGGCAGCAUGCCUUCAGCAUGGCAAAGAAUGGAGAUUUCCGGAACAUCGUCAUUGGCCUGCAGUAUGCUGGCCUGCCGAGCAUCAACUCCCUACACUCCGUCUACAACUUCUGUGACAAGCCAUGGGUGUUUGCUCAAAUGUCCAGAUUGUAUAAGCAGCUGGGGCCUGAGGAAUUCCCGCUGAUUGAACAGAUCUACUACCCCAACCACAGGGAGAUGAUCACAACUCCAGGCUUCCCCGUGGUGGUGAAGAUGGGCCACGCUCACUCUGGAAUGGGGAAGGUGAAAGUGGACAAUCAGUACGACUUUCAGGACAUUGCUAGUGUGGUGGCCCUGACGAAGACCUAUGCCACCUCUGAGCCCUUCAUCGAUGCCAAGUACGACAUUCGCAUCCAAAAGAUCGGAACCAAUUACAAGGCCUACAUGAGGACGUCGAUUUCUGGAAACUGGAAAACAAACACGGGAUCGGCCAUGCUGGAGCAGGUGGCCAUGUCUGACAGGUAUCGCAUGUGGGUGGAUUCCUGCUCUGAGGUCUUCGGAGGCCUGGACAUUUGUGCAGUGGAGGCUCUUCAUGGUAAAGAUGGAAGAGAUUACAUCAUUGAGGUGGUGGGCUGUUCCAUGCCUCUAAUAGGGGACCAGCAGGACGAGGAUCGUGCCCUGAUUGCUGACUUAGUCAUCUCCAAGAUGAACCAGGCUAUCCCACGUACCCCUGUCCCUUCACCCAUACGUCCCACUGCUGGCCAGGCAGCACAGCCAGCGGUAUCCCCUCAGCCCAUUCAGGGACAGCAGAGGGUACCCCAGGCCCAGGCUGCCCAGCAAGGACCACCAGCUCAACAGCGCCCCCCUCCUCAAGGUGGCCCCCAGCAGCCUCCUAGUAGCUCUCAGGGCCCCCGGCAGGGCCCCCCCUCUCAGCAACGCCCUUCCCCACAGGGCCUGAGCCAACCCCCACCCCAGGUCCAGCCACAUAUAACUAGCCCUGGGUCACAGCAGCCACCCCAGCCUAUCCCUAGCCAGCAACAGCGGCAAACCGGUCCUGGGGGCCCUGCCCAGCCACGCCCACCUGGCCAGGGUGCUCAGCAGCAGGUGAGGGGCCCUCCCAUGCAGGGUUCACCCCAACGCAGCCAGAGCAGCAGCUCCCCUCAGCUGUCGAAGCAACAGCAGCCGUCGCAGCAACAGCAGCAGCAGCAACAGCAGCAGCCGACUCCUCAGCAGCCGCAGCAGCAGCCACGCCCCCCUCCAGGAGGCUCGAGCCCUAAACCCACCAGCGGUCAGCCACCACAGCAACAGCGCCCCCCUCAGCAGAGGCAGGGCCAGCCAGCCAGGCAGCCAGCACAAGGGGGGGCGCUUCCUCCCCAGCAGCAAAGGCCGGCAUCGCAGCAGGGUCGUGCCACGGGAGCUGGCCCCAGCUCCGGCCCUGGUCCCACCACCCAGCAGCCCCGGCCCUCAGCUCAGGGGCAGGGGGGCCCGAUGAGCGUGGCUGGUGCAGGUGGGACUCGCCCACCUGUGCAACAGAAGCCCCAACCCCCACAAAAGCCCAGCCAGGAUCACCCAGGGAUGGGAGCCCCUCCCCAGCUCAACAAAUCCCAGUCUCUUACCAAUGCCUUCAACCUUCCAGACACUUCGGCAGCUCCCCGUUCCAGCCUUAGCCAGGAUGAGGUGAAGGCUGAGACCAUCCGCAACCUGCGGAAGUCCUUCGCCAGCCUUUUCUCAGACUGAGCUGCCGCAGUGGCUCUCUCACAGCUUGACGGACAGACGGACGGACUGACUGACCGAUGAAGAAACACCCCACCCACUGCCACCCACCUCUCCCAGUCCCCGACACCAUAAAGAGCAAUGGAGGAAGCCCACUCCAUUGCCCAUUUCCUAUAGAUGUAGGCUAAAAUCCUUUGGAAAGUAUGUGCAUUCACAAAACUGUACACUGCCUGCACUGUUCAGCAUCAAUACUAGAAAUGGGCCAGCAGGCACCUGGGUGGAACUAUGUUAGAGUGGCCCAGAUUGCAGCUCCGCUGUCUCCUUCAUUCCAAGACACUUUCUACAAAAGAAGCUUGCUCAUCCGCACAUCCUUCUUCUCAACUUGCAUGUUUGGUCGUGGACUGUCACAAAAAAAAGGCAAACACAGCUGUGGAUUCUUGUCUCUGUCCUUUUUCUCCUACCAACCCUCCAUCACUGGGCACUAACCACUUCGCGAUGCACUGAAAGAUUCAAUGGACAGCCCAAAUCUGUUUUUAUUUUCUUAUUUUAAAUAUAGAUGAAUAGUAUAUUUAUAUCUACCUUUUCCAUACAGCUGGGUCUUUCAGUUGAUUGUAAAGUUGUGCACUGAGUCUAGACCAAGAGAUACCAUCUCAGACCAAAUCAUGCAGGCUGUUAGAUAUAUGGAGGGUGUUUUAUUUUAAAUCUGGAUAAAGUUCAGUAGCCACAUCAUUUUACGGAAAUUUACCAAGCCUGGAAAAUUGCUUGGAGUACAAAAGGCUAUAAUAUGAUGAAAAUCAACCCUUAGGAAUACAAGGACUCGCAAAUGAAACGCCAUGUUUUUAAAGAUUGUCUUAUUCAACUUCCAUAUUAGAGACACAAAACAUCACAUUCCUCUAUUAGCAAUGUGACAAGUGUACUAAUCCAUAGAUAAUGGAAAUAAAACAAGUCUUGUGCAUGACAAUGUACAACUCAAAGUCCUGUGCUUGUGGUGAGAGCACCAGGGUCCAUGGUCCUAUUCUUCCUGUUUUCCAAUGGGUCAUCGAUGUGGGAAAACGGGGCAGGUGCUACACCCUGUCACCACCCCCACCCACUGUGGAGCUUGUCAGCUUGUUGUCACGCCUAAGUAGCUGUUGUGAAACUGUCCUGUGUUGUUUGUCGUGAAUAUGCCAUUGCUGCAUCCCUCUUUGGCCUCUCCACUCCCCUUAACAUGCAUCUCCUACCCCAACGAUCAAUCAAGCUCAGACGUUUUGUCUCAGGGAAGUCCGUAAGAAAGUAAACAGCAAAGUGGUUGUGGAUUGUGGAUCCCCCCCCAGUUCUCUACAAAUGAAGUGUGUUGUGUUUUUAAGUGCUGCUACAUACUUCUGAAAAGAAGGGGUUCGAACCAUUUUGUUGUUUUUGUUGUUGCAGCCUAUUUACGAUGAGGGCAAAGUUGGAAUGAGUCAGUUAGUGUUCAUUUCAAGUCUUUUCUUGAGCUUACAUUGCUUCUUGGAAAGGCCAUGCUACUUGGCACUAGUUCCCAAGGACAGUUGAGGUCUCUUUUGAGGAACAGCAGUGGGUUAGUGUUCAUAUCUGCAUAUUAUGGUGCAAACACCAAUUGCAGAUGGAGAACUACAUAAUUUUAGUUUUUGUCCUCCAAAAAAAAGAAAGUUUGACGUCUUUUAUUUUCUAUACAUCGUUGGCAAAAAGCUCAAAUUCUCGUGUUGCAAGAAGACUGGUGUGCACAGUGCAGGAAUUUUCGAUAAGGUCUUGGGACCCGAUCCAUGGCCUCUUCCCCAUACAUUACUGCCCCCCCCCCAUCCACAGUAAUCCUUUGUGAAAAUUAGUGCAUAAACAUGUGAACGUUGUACUGUAAGACAUAACCCCAAGUGUUGUACAGGUAGUGAAUAAUGAAUGAUGCAACCCUGCGAUGCUUCUUUUUCAUGGCUGUGCCUGUAUUUUAAAAUGUGUUGACUGAAUGCCCACUGUUCUUCCCACAUCCUGUCAUGUUUAGUCUCAAAUUAUUUUAUCAGUACCUAGUGGUUUAUUUAUGAUAUGGUUAAAACAGAAUGGAGAUAUUAUAUAGCAUUUUAUAUUACAGAUAUAAUAUUCCUUUAAUAUGAUAGCUGUUUUAGACACUUAGCUAUGCUCUGAGCUUCCUCUUCUGUGGGGUGUCAGUAAUAACUGCUUUGAAUGAUGUUUUAUUUGAUUACAGCGCCACCUUCUGGAAUAUUAGAUCCCAAGCGUCUACACAACUGCAAGCUUUCAGAUUUCUUAGUAACGUACAAUGAGCAUAUACAAUCAGGUGGUCAUGAACACUACGACCUCAUUAUAUGCCUGUAUACUGUGGGUAAUGUUUCUGCACAUUUCUGGGAAGUCUUUCGGUUUAACAUCACUACCCUAUAGGGGGAAGUGUUGAGCAAAGUUGGCUAAAUGACCACUUCAGGGGUUCACUUCCUUAUUUAAAGAUAUAAGGAAGCUGAUCAUGUAUAUUAAGCCCAUCUUGGUAACUAUAGUGAGUGUUUAUAAAACACAGGCACAUAUGACUGCUCACACUCAGAGUGAUAUUUAAAAAUGUUUCUAUUAUGCAUUUAAAGCACUGAAAGAACUAUAUUUCACAUCUUGUCUGUUGUAUUGAUUUAAUUUUACUGAACUUAUUUUCCUGCAUCUGAUGGCUGAGUUUAAUUUCUGUUGUGCGUAAACAAUUUUGAAUGUCUUAUCAAAUAUCUAUCCAUUGUGCAAUGACAUUUUUCAGGUGAUUGAUCAGUGUUUGUCUGAUGCUUAGCUGUUAUAUAAAACAAAUGUCUAUCUAUGGAAUUAUAUAUAACAUUAUAUAUACACAUAUAUAAUGUUAAAUUGAAUAAUUGUAUAUCAUGUUGUAGUAUAUUAUGUGUAUAAAUGUUUAUGAUGUACCUGUCAGUAUAGCUUAAUAUUUGUGAAAAAUAUUCUAUAGAAAUUGAGAAAAUUAAAAUAGA
Molecule: messenger RNA, 4821 nt
Organism: Brienomyrus brachyistius
Lineage: Eukaryota; Metazoa; Chordata; Actinopteri; Osteoglossiformes; Mormyridae
Product: synapsin-1-like
Exons: 12
Biological process (GO): neurotransmitter secretion
Cellular component (GO): synaptic vesicle membrane; synaptic vesicle
Molecular function (GO): ATP binding
Source: RefSeq, a predicted model, not a curated record